Mus caroli (Ryukyu mouse) is the source of this 3877-nucleotide messenger RNA. RefSeq names its product solute carrier family 15 member 4 (gene Slc15a4). The record is from RefSeq and is a predicted model, not a curated record. Gene Ontology annotation, cellular component: membrane. Gene Ontology annotation, molecular function: transmembrane transporter activity. Gene Ontology annotation, biological process: transmembrane transport; oligopeptide transport. NCBI's taxonomy places the organism in Eukaryota, Metazoa, Chordata, Mammalia, Rodentia, Muridae.
AGUUGGGCCACCGGGUCCUCAGGGAACCGGCCAUGGAGGGCGAGCGGGCGCCGCUGUUGGGUUCGCGGCGGCCGGCAGUGCCGGCGGCGGCCGGGGUGUUCGCGGGGCGGCGUGCGGCGUGCGGGGCGGUGCUGUUGACUGAGCUGCUGGAGCGCGCGGCCUUCUACGGCGUCACGGCCAACCUGGUGCUGUUCCUGAAUGGCGCGCCGUUCGACUGGGAGGGCGCGCAGGCCAGCCAGGCGCUGCUGCUCUUCAUGGGCCUCACCUACCUGGGCUCGCCGUUCGGGGGCUGGCUCGCCGACGCCCGCCUCGGCCGGGCCCGCGCCAUCCUGCUCAGCCUGGCCCUCUACCUGCUGGGCCUGCUGACCUUCCCGCUGCUGGCCGCGCCCCGCUCGCGCUCCUUCCUCUGCGGGGACCCGCGGCCGGAGCUCGUGCGCAACUGCUCGGCGCCCUUCCCCAACGGGACGGCGGCGUGUCCCGAGAACGCCGCGCGCCGCUGUGCUCCCGCCACCUUCGCGGGGCUAGUACUCGUGGGACUCGGGGUGGCCACGGUCAAGGCCAACAUCACGCCCUUCGGCGCCGAUCAGGUUAAAGAUCGAGGUCCAGAAGCCACUCGGAGAUUUUUCAAUUGGUUUUACUGGAGCAUUAAUUUGGGAGCAAUCCUGUCAUUAGGAGGUAUUGCCUAUAUUCAGCAGAACGUGAGCUUUCUCACAGGCUACCUGAUUCCCACAGUCUGUGUGGCCAUUGCUUUCCUGGUCUUCCUCUGUGGCCAGAGUGUCUUCAUCACCAAGCCUCCUGAUGGCAGUGCCUUCACUGACAUGUUCAGGAUUCUGACCUACAGCUGCUGCUCCCAGAGAGGAGGGCAGCGGAGAAGUGGUGAAGGCCUUGGAGUCUUUCAGCAAUCUUCUAAACACAGUCUGUUUGAUUCAUGUAAGAUGUCGCGUGGAGGGCCGUUCACAGAGGACAAAGUGGAAGACGUGAAAGCCCUGGUCAAGAUUGUGCCCGUGUUCUUGGCUCUGAUUCCUUACUGGACAGUGUAUUUCCAAAUGCAGACCACAUAUGUUUUACAGAGUCUUCAUUUGAAGAUUCCAGAAAUCUCAAGUAUCACCACCACCCAUCACACGCUGCCUGCAGCUUGGCUCACCAUGUUUGAUGCGGUGCUCAUCCUCCUGCUCAUCCCACUGAAGGACAAGCUAGUGGACCCGGUGCUGAGGAGACAUGGCCUGCUCCCAUCCUCCCUGAAGAGGAUUGCUGUGGGGAUGUUCUUCGUCAUGUGCUCUGCCUUUGCUGCAGGAAUCCUGGAGAGUAAAAGGCUGGACCUGGUAAAGGAGAAGACCAUUAACCAGACCAUUGGUGGUGUGGUGUACCAUGCUGCUGACUUGCCCAUCUGGUGGCAGAUCCCACAGUAUGUGCUCAUUGGCAUCAGUGAGAUAUUUGCAAGUAUAGCAGGUCUGGAAUUUGCAUACUCAGCUGCCCCCAAGUCCAUGCAGAGUGCCAUCAUGGGACUCUUCUUCUUCUUCUCUGGCAUUGGCUCCUUUGUGGGCUCAGGACUGUUGGCUCUGGUGUCUCUCAAGGCCAUUGGGUGGAUGAGCAGUCAUACAGAUUUUGGGAACAUCAACAGCUGCCACCUGCAUUACUACUUCUUCCUGCUGGCCGCCAUCCAGGGAGCUACACUGCUGCUCUUCCUCAUUGUGUCUGUGAAGUACGACCGCCAGCGAGCCAGGACAGAUGGGGGGCCAUCCAGCACGAGGACCUGAUGCAGCCAGCCAACAUGCUCACAGGUUCUGCAGACUCUUAAGGCCUCAGGGCUUGCUAACUACCAGGGCACUGCCAGCAAGCAGACUGAGGCUAGAUUGUUGGUGUCCCAACUUCUGAACUUGCAUGUUGUCUGGACUGGCUUCUCCCUCCCUGUGCCCGGAUGAUGGUGGUGAGUGCCUUACUAUGGCCCGUCUCAUGUGCACUGGGCCUGCCAGAUGAUGAGGAUGUGGCUUCUCUCACUGAAGGUCUCUGCCAGUCCUGAGCCAGCCGUGCUCUCCUGGGCAGCCACUGUUCUGCUGCUGCCAUCCUUAUUCCUUACAAAUAUUGUUACUUCAUCAUAGCAUCUCCUUUAAGAUUAGCAAGCACUUCCUUCAAGGCAUAGGAGGAUUCUCUUUAGAGGUGAAAGUGUGGUUGAUGUCAAGAGAGCCCUAGGAGCUGUGUCUACUCCAUCAUGGACUCUUGUCACAGGCCUGGCUGAUGCCAAGGCCUUUGUGGGUCAGUCAUGUAGACUCAUCUGCUCAGAAAGUAGGUUUUGUUGACUGAGAUAAAGAAGUUUUUAUUAGACAAGGCUGGCCUCAAACUUGGGGCUGCCUCAUGUCUGCUUCUCAAGUGCUGAGAUCUCAGAUGUCUGUCACUAUGGUCAGCAGGACUUAGGUCAUGAACAACUGAUCUGCUUUAAGCACAUGCAUCCCUGGUGAUUGAGGACACCAUGUCCUCACUGAAACCAGACAGCAGCUGGCAGGAGAUUGGCAGUUACACCAGGCAGAUCUUUUCUGAGAACUUGACUUUGUGUAGCAGUAAGGAUGGAGGCAGGCGGUGAGUGGGGAAAACAUGGGAGCUGCUGGGCUAUUGGCCCAGCUUUGUACCGUUACUGACAUCUGGGGUUCUGAGUUUGUCAACUGAACUGGUGUGUGUUGCUGUGUUUUGUAUAAUUUUAUAAAAGCUUUUCAGACGUGACACCAAGAGCUUCCUGAUGGUUUCUCCAUACUCUGCAUCAGUUCAGCAUCCCCUAAAGCUGCUGCCAGCUCAGCCUUGUAUUCCUUUGGCCCAGUGUUAGAGCCACAGUGUUCAAGUCCACUUCUGCCAGAAACCUGACUCUGCCUCUCUCACACACCAGGAAGAAGGCUUCAGGAUAAAAACCAUCCACUGUGCCCCUUGUUCUUGGCUUUGGGGUAGGGUGGGGGGAUAGUUCUGCAGAGGUUUGCCCGUAUCUUAAAGAAGAAGCUGGGUGCUGAAGUCAUUAAUCUGUUGUCACGAUGUAGGCUUUCCUGAGUUGGUGAGAAGGCCUAGCAGGUGAAGGUGCCUGUCCCCAAGCCUGAGACCUGCAGACAUGAUGGAGGGAAGGAACCUGUUGUCCUGAGUUGUCCUUUGCCCUCUACACACCAUUAUGAUGUGCAACCUUCCACCCCAAGUAAAACAUAAUAUUCUAAAAGUAGGUUUUCUUCACAGGAAUUUCUGUAUUUGCAUGAGAGAGGGACCUCUGCCUCCCCUUAGUGUGCUGUGGACACACAGGGUGUGUGCUGGUCAUAGGCAUUUCUGCUUUGAUAGCCCAGGGAGCACCCUAAGUGAGACAAGAAUGGCAGCUGGGCAAGAGACCCUGGUGUGAUGAAAAGGACCUGUGGGAACUGUCUCGAAGGUCCUGGGGCUGAGUGUGGCAAGAGCAUCCAUCAUCCUCAUGAGACUACAUAGUGGGGUUGGCUUCAGUACCAGCCACGCUCAGUGAGUGGCACCUUCACCUGGAGAAAUGCAGCAGCUAUUGGUGGAAGUUCACUCUACUCAUGUCUCCAUGGCACCCACAGGGUGGUACCUGGUGCUGAGCAGACUGAAUGGCUUUCUCUUGCCAUGUCUUCCUUGUCUGUUGGGUUUCCUUUAGAUGCCCACUUUUGAGAAUGAUCUUGCAUGUUAGUCAAACCUGGGAAAGACUGGUGGGUACCAGAUUCACCUCCAGUCUUCUGUGUCGGUGGGAGAUCUACUUGUAGUUGGAUAUCGUGUGAGGGCUGACUGUGGUGGAGCUGGUGUUAGUCCUAAAGCCUACAUUAGCAUCUGAACAGACAGACCAUAGGUAGUCACUUUGAUCUACAGUUCUAGGCUGGCAGUUGAAUAAAACACACAAAACUGA